Messenger RNA from Westerdykella ornata, 2331 nucleotides. Its product is annotated as heat shock protein 70. Lineage: Eukaryota; Fungi; Ascomycota; Dothideomycetes; Pleosporales; Sporormiaceae. Bases 73 to 2085 code for a protein of 670 amino acids. Gene Ontology annotation, cellular component: cytoplasm; mitochondrion. Gene Ontology annotation, biological process: protein refolding; cellular response to unfolded protein. The transcript is spliced from 3 exons. The record is from RefSeq and is a predicted model, not a curated record. Gene Ontology annotation, molecular function: ATP binding; ATP hydrolysis activity; ATP-dependent protein folding chaperone.
AUAUCUCCAUCGCUGUGCUUCAUUCUUGCUUGCUCUUCUCACCAGCAGCAUCUCCUCAGAUACCCCCACACAAUGUUGUCUUCAAGAUUAUCACGAUCCAUCCUGCCCCGGGCAACUGCUGCUGUCCGACGCGCCCCUGCCAUCAAGUCCACAUAUGGGUCGACGUUUGUGCGCGGAUAUGCUGAGGAGAAGGUGAAGGGUGCCGUCAUCGGUAUCGAUUUGGGUACCACCAACUCCGCCGUUGCUGUUAUGGAGGGCAAGACGCCUCGCAUCAUCGAGAACGCCGAGGGUGGACGGACAACUCCUUCCGUCGUCGCCUUCACCAAGGAUGGCGAGCGUCUCGUCGGUAUUGCCGCCAAGCGCCAGGCUGUCGUCAAUCCUGAGAACACCCUCUUUGCCACAAAGCGUCUCAUCGGUCGCAAGUUCACCGAUGCCGAGGUGCAGCGUGACAUCAAGGAGGUCCCUUACAAGAUUGUUCAGCACACCAAUGGUGACGCGUGGCUUGAGGCGCACGGCCAGAAGUACUCGCCAUCCCAGAUUGGUGGUUUCGUGCUCGGAAAGAUGAAGGAGACGGCCGAGGCUUACAUGGGCAAGACCGUCAAGAACGCCGUCGUCACUGUCCCCGCCUACUUCAACGACUCGCAGCGUCAGGCCACCAAGGAUGCUGGCCAGAUUGCCGGUCUCAACGUGCUCCGUGUCGUCAAUGAGCCUACCGCCGCAGCUCUUGCUUACGGCCUGGAUAAGUCCAACGACAACGUUAUUGCUGUUUACGAUUUGGGAGGUGGUACGUUCGAUAUCUCCAUCCUGGAGAUCCAGAACGGCGUUUUCGAGGUCAAGUCUACCAACGGCGAUACACACCUCGGUGGCGAAGACUUUGAUAUCACUCUCGUCCGCCACCUGGUUCAACAGUUCAAGAAAGAGCAGGGCAUCGAUCUGAACAGCGACCGCAUGGCGAUCCAACGUAUCCGUGAGGCGGCCGAGAAGGCCAAGAUUGAACUGUCUUCGUCCCUUCAGACGGACAUCAAUCUUCCCUUUAUCACCGCCGAUGCGUCGGGACCCAAGCACAUCAACUCCAAGCUGACCCGUGCUCAGCUUGAGAAGUUGGUUGAUCCUCUGAUCUCCAAGACUGUCGAACCUGUACGCAAGGCCCUCAAGGAUGCUAACCUCCAGGCCAAGGACAUCCAGGAGGUCAUCCUGGUCGGUGGUAUGACGCGUAUGCCCAAGGUUACCGAGUCGGUCAAGAGCAUCUUCGGGCGCGACCCUGCCAAGUCGGUCAACCCCGAUGAGGCUGUCGCCAUCGGUGCUGCUAUUCAAGGUGCUGUCCUUGCUGGUGAGGUCACUGACCUCCUCCUCCUCGACGUUACUCCCCUUUCUCUCGGUAUUGAGACCCUUGGUGGUGUCUUCACCCGUCUCAUUAACCGUAAUACCACCAUCCCCACCAAGAAAUCCCAGAUCUUCUCUACCGCUGCCGACUUCCAGAGCGCUGUCGAGAUCAAGGUUUACCAGGGUGAGCGUGAGCUCGUCCGUGACAACAAGCUCCUUGGAAACUUCCAACUCGUUGGAAUCCCACCUGCCCACCGUGGUGUUCCCCAGAUUGAGGUCACUUUCGACAUCGACGCCGAUUCCAUUGUCCAUGUCCAUGCCAAGGACAAGUCCACCAACAAGGAUCAGUCCAUCACUAUUGCCUCUGGUUCCGGCCUUUCGGAGGCCGAGAUCCAAGCCAUGGUUGAUGAUGCUGAGCGCUAUGGCGAACAAGAUAAGGAGCGCAAGAAUGCUAUCGAGGCUGCAAACCGUGCCGACAGCGUUGUGAACGACACCGAGAAGGCCCUGAAGGAGUUUGAGGACCGUCUGGACAAGACCGAGGCCGAGAAGAUCAAGGAGAAGAUCACCGCGCUCCGCGAGUUCAUCUCUCAAAGCCAGGCUGGCGAGGGCACUGCCACCGCCGCCGAGAUCAAGGAGAAGACCGACGACCUCCAGAACGCCAGCCUGACCCUCUUCGACCAGAUGCACAAGGCUCGUGAGUCUGCCGGCCAGGGCGAGCAGCAGCAGCAGCCCGGCGAGGGCGAAGGCGAGAAGAAGCAGUAAAAAGCAGUGGCUUGUAGCUUUGUCCUUCGUCAUUACCUCUGGUCUUGUUUUACUCCGGCACAAAAUUAGGCGUCCAUGUUUGCAUUCCGGUCUGGGUCGGGUCCUUUAGACGUGUACUUUUCCUUGUAGCUAUACCUUUUCACUUCUGGUACCACUUCGCCUCUCCUGCCCAUGUCUUAGUACCACCUAGUACCCUUUAGUCGAGCUUUUCCGUCCGUUUCUUGGUUAUGUCUUUAUACGCAAGCG